Molecule: messenger RNA, 1053 nt
Organism: Echinostoma caproni
Lineage: Eukaryota; Metazoa; Platyhelminthes; Trematoda; Plagiorchiida; Echinostomatidae
Source: the annotation of a GenBank genome assembly
AUGGGCUGGGGCGAAGGCUUCUGUCCUUUACGUCAGUUACCGCGGUAUAACGUCCACGGAAAUGCUUUAGACGCCUUUCAGAUUGGUGAUAAAGUGCGCGCUUUCAUUCUGGACGUACACGUAACGGGGCGUCUUAUUUUGAGUAUGAACCCGAAAAUGCUGAAUCGAGACCUAUAUGGGGAUCUCAAACUGGUUGAUCACGUGGUCGCUAGCCAUCAAGCUGCGCGUACCCUAUAUGUUCAGGUUAGAAAACUUCAAAAUUUGGACGGCAAGUCCUAUGAAGCUUAUCUGGAGUCCACUCCACAGUUUCGCAAUCCUGAUGGUCUUCAGGUACUUUGUGCACGUAUGGGAAUUCCUCGUUCUUCCGCAUGCAGUCUGCUGUUUUCUGUCAAUCGUGUAGCUCAAGGUGUGAAGUACUUUAAAGAGGGCCGCAACAACGAGGCUCUUCAAUGCUACAAUUUCGCCAUCGAAGUGGAACCCACCAAUCCGGAUGCGUAUGUUGCUAGGGGAGCACUAUAUGCAUCUGUGGGAACAUACACCAAGGCAGUGGACGAUCUUGAGAAAAGCUUGGAACUGCAAGCCAAUCACGUUAAUGCGAAGAACUACUUGGGUCAGACACUGGUCGCAUACGCCGGAGAGAUCAGCCGCAAAGAUCCAGUUAAAGCGGAACAGCUAUUACAACGCGCCAUCAAACUUGACCCUGACAACAUCGAGGCCCAUGAGGCACUUCGAGAAAUUCCAGCAUCAGCUUUGGCUCCAUCUGGCAAUCGUGAUACUAGUCUGCGCUCGUGGUCACGUUCUCCGUCACCUCGAACUGGUUCUCGAGCCCCUGUUGGUCGACGUGAAAAAUCUCCAUUAUCACCAGUGCAAAGUUCGAGAGGAUCUGGCGCUCGUACUGGCGCCUAUGCAACACAUAUGGAGCGAAGUCGUGCUGCUUUGGAGCAACUGGUAGAAGAAGACAGGUCGAAGCGUGCCGCCAAAGAGGCUGGUCGACGUGGUCCAUCAGGGGACCAAAGCCCAUCGGGUUUUUAUUCCCCGGGUAAGCAUAAAUAA